AUGGCCAAACACUCGAGCUCUUCUCCCCGCGAGACCUCCGGCUCCUCUGGAGGCAAGAAGGAUGGUUCUUCGGGGUCAGGUUCCAGGACAUAUACUACUUCUUCUACUUGGUACUGCAACAACUGCAACUUUGGGCCCAACAACAUUAACAUCGACGCCUGCUGCCCCAACUGCCAGCAUCGGCGCUGCAAAUAUUGCAGGGUCACCACGACCUCUGUCGCCUCUGGCAGAUAA
This is a messenger RNA of Sordaria macrospora k-hell, 234 nucleotides long. RefSeq lists its product as uncharacterized. NCBI's taxonomy places the organism in Eukaryota, Fungi, Ascomycota, Sordariomycetes, Sordariales, Sordariaceae. The record is from RefSeq and is a predicted model, not a curated record.